AUGCAGGAAAAGCAGGAAGCGAUCUUCCGCUCAGCGGACAUGUCGCUUGUCCAGCUGUAUAUCCCUCAGGAAAUAGCUAGAGAGACUGUUUAUACUCUGGGACAGCUUGGUUUAGUGCAGUUGCGUGAUAUGAACACUAAAGUUCGUGCUUUUCAGAGAGCUUUUGUCGAUGAUAUUAGAAAAUUAGACAAUGUCGAGAGGCAAUAUCGUUACUUCUACAAGCUUUUGAACAAGCAUAAGAUAAAUUUGCUAGAAGUGGAGCUUCCUGAGGAGAAUGGGCUUGUUGAGCUAGCACCAGGGACCGGCAAGAUUGACGAUCAUGUGCAGAAUGCUUCGUACCUUGAGGACCGUUUGGUGCAGAUGGAAGAGGCUUCAGAGCAGUUGGAGUUGCAAAAGACUGAUUUGGAGCAGUACAGAUUCUUGUUAAAAUCUGGUGAUCAAUUUUUCUCUAAGGAUAUUCAAGCCGGUGUUGGUGCUGCACCAGAUAACGAUGACGAAGAGAUGAAUGUCGGAGCUGCGUUGCCUUCUUCUGUCAACUACGUGACCGGUGUCAUUUCGAGACAAAAAGUUGGCAUUUUGGAACAAAUCUUAUGGAGGGUUUUGAGAGGUAACCUUUACUUUAGGCACGUUGAAUUGGCAGAACCAGUUUAUGACGCCAAGACCAAGGGAAAAGUUUUGAAAAACGCAUUUAUCGUAUUCUCACAUGGUGACUUAAUUCUAAAGAGAAUUCAAAAGAUAGCUGAAUCGCUGGAUGCUACGUUGUACGACGUCGAAUCAUCUGCAGAGGCUAGAUCUGCACAGUUAAGUCAGACGAAUCAAAGCCUAGGUGAUUUGAACACUGUUUUGGAGACAACGUCGACCACUUUGGACAGUGAACUAUAUGCUAUUGCCAAGGAACUAGACUCCUGGUACCAAGACAUCUCGCGUGAAAAGUCUGUAUACGAGACUUUGAACAAGUUCAAUUUUGAUGUGAACAGAAAGACCCUUAUUGCAGAAGGUUGGGUCCCAAGAGACCAACUGCUUAUUUUGCAGGAUAAACUGGGCCAAAUGACGGCCAAACUGGGCAACGACGUUCCAUCGAUCAUUCAGGUGUUGGAAACUAAUAAGACUCCACCUACGUUCCACAGAACUAACAAAUUUACAGCUGGUUUCCAGAGUAUUUGUGACUGUUACGGUAUUGCUCAAUACCAAGAGAUCAAUCCUGGUUUGCCCACCAUUGUUACUUUCCCCUUCAUGUUUGCCAUCAUGUUUGGUGACUUGGGUCACGGUACUUUGAUGGCUAUGGUUGCCCUUGUCCUUGUUUUGAAUGAAAAGAAAAUUGACAGAAUGAAAAGAGGUGAAAUCUUCGAUAUGCUGUACGGUGGUAGGUACAUUGUGCUGUUUAUGGGUCUAUUUUCGAUGUACACAGGUUUCCUAUACAACGAUAUCUUUUCCAAAUCAAUGACUUUGUUUAAAUCCGGUUGGAAAUGGCCUGAACACUGGGAAAUUGGUGAGGCGAUCACUGCGCACCAAGUGGGCACUUACCCAAUUGGUCUCGAUUGGGCAUGGCACGGAACUGAUAAUGCGCUUCUUUUUGCAAACUCUUACAAGAUGAAGCUUUCCGUGCUUAUGGGAUUCAUCCACAUGACUUACUCGUACUUCUUUUCUUUGGCUAACCACAUUUUCUUCAACUCCUGGAUCGAUAUUGUCGGUAACUUCAUUCCAGGUCUAUUGUUCAUGCAGGGUAUCUUUGGUUACUUAUCGGUUUGUAUCGUUUACAAAUGGGCCGUGGACUGGGUCAAAGAUGGUAAACCUGCUCCUGGUCUAUUGAACAUGCUGAUUAACAUGUUUUUGGCGCCAGGUAAGAUCGACGAUGAGCUUUAUCCACACCAGGCAAAAGUACAAGUGAUCUUGCUACUUGUGGCUUUGCUAUGUAUUCCAUGUUUGCUCAUUAUCAAACCUUUGCAUUUCAAGCUCACUCACAAAGACCACGAGCUUGUUGCCACCGAAGACGAGUUAGAAGUUGAACAACUACUAGGUAACGACGAACUUGCUGAUAGCGAUGAGGAGGAAGGUGAAGAACAUGCUCAUGACGAACAAUUCAGCGAUGUUAUGAUUCAUCAAGUGAUCCACACUAUCGAAUUCUGUCUGAACUGUGUGUCGCAUACCGCCUCCUAUCUACGUCUGUGGGCUUUGUCAUUGGCUCAUGCGCAACUGUCUAGUGUUCUGUGGACUAUGACCAUUCAGAUCGCUUUCGGUUUCACCGGUGCUGUCGGUGUCUUUGCAACCGUAUUCCUAUUUGCGAUGUGGUUCGCAUUGACCUGUGCCGUGCUUGUCGGUAUGGAAGGUACUUCUGCCAUGCUGCAUUCUUUGCGUUUGCACUGGGUCGAGUCGAUGUCCAAGUUUUUUGUCGGUGAGGGUUUGCCUUACGAACCAUUCAUUUUUCAAUACGCAGAACUUGGUGCAGAAGCACCUGCAGGACCUGUGUAG
This is a messenger RNA of Torulaspora delbrueckii, 2469 nucleotides long. RefSeq names its product H(+)-transporting V0 sector ATPase subunit a (gene VPH1). The record is from RefSeq and is a predicted model, not a curated record. Gene Ontology annotation, cellular component: vacuolar proton-transporting V-type ATPase complex; fungal-type vacuole membrane; vacuolar proton-transporting V-type ATPase, V0 domain. The coding region runs from base 1 to 2469 and encodes 822 amino acids. The transcript has a single exon. NCBI's taxonomy places the organism in Eukaryota, Fungi, Ascomycota, Saccharomycetes, Saccharomycetales, Saccharomycetaceae. Gene Ontology annotation, biological process: proton transmembrane transport; vacuolar acidification. Gene Ontology annotation, molecular function: proton-transporting ATPase activity, rotational mechanism; ATPase binding.